GGCAGGUCGCCCAUGAUGCGGACAGACCCAGUAAUGCCCCAUUAUUUUUGCGCACAGACCAUGAUAAAAUAGACUAUUCAUUUCACUCCAUUUCAGGUUAAAAUACUUAAUCAGACAUAGGCUUUAAGCAACAUUCAAUUACAUCUCAAUCGACUACUAAAAUAAUGUAACACGUUUAUUUAUCACCUAGCGCGAACAGAGGACUCCGGAGCAUUUUCAGUUGAGAGCGUGUCUGGUGAGAGGCGGAUCGCUUGGUUGGAAACGCUUCCCUCCACUGGCUGCUGCUCUGUUCUCMUGCACCUCCAGAGAAAGGCGGGGUGAGUCUAUCCGGUCUAUCCCAAGCCCUGUCUAAAAACGGACUCCUUCGGACAUCUGAGAAUGAACAAAAACUCCGGGGCUGGGGCAAAGGCUGUUCAGAGGGAAACGCGUGUUGAGACCAUUAUUAAUAUCUGAGCCCAUUACGCACGGAGUUCAGAUACAGGAGUGACCGAGUCCUUCACGUUUAUGACAAUUUAGUUUAAUCACUUUAAAAAAAUACAGUGAUACAAUAAUUUAGAAUAUAAAUAUUAGUUUGCUACAGAGGUGAAUUGCAACAUUUCCAAAAACUCAAAGAUCUAUCGACAAUCAAAAGGACAUUUCCAAGGAAGCAUGAAGGAAUUAUCAACUUUCUGCCACAGGAUGACUCUGGUUGCUCUACUUCUAWCAACUGUCUCAGCUACCAAGAUGAACGUACCCCGACUCAGACUUUCAUACAAAGACCUCGUGGCCACCAACCGGUCCUCUAUCUUCAGUGGUCAUAACGGUCAGCUCUCUCUGACCGCUGUGUUUCUGGACGAGUACCACGACCGUCUGUUCCUGGGGGGCAAAGACGUCCUCUACUCCCUGAGACUGGACCAUACCAACCCGGACUCCAAAGAGAUCUACUGGCCUCCGUUGCCUGGUAACAAAGAUGACUGUGUCCAGAGAGGGAAGGAUUCUCAGACGGAGUGUGGCAACUUUGUGCGCCUGCUGCAGCCCUAUAACCGCACCCACCUGCUGGCCUGUGGUACGGGUGCCUUCCAGCCCAUGUGUGCCUAUGUGUACGUGGGCCACCGUGGAGAGCAUGUUUUCACCAUGGACCCUACCAAUGUGGAGAACGGGCGGGGGAAGGUUCCUCACGACCCCAGCCUCCCCUURGCGAGCACCUUUAUUGAUGACCGUGACAAUGACAAGGUGUACUUCUUCUUCACGGAGAAGGCCAUGGAGGCCGGGGACAGGGAGGGAGCCAUCCACACCCGCGUGGGACGAGUAUGUGCGAAUGACGCAGGUGGACAGAGAGUUCUGGUGAAUAAAUGGAGCACCUUCAUCAAGGCCAGACUGGUGUGUUCGGUACCUGGGCCUCAUGGCAUCAACACACACUUCGACGAGCUGGAGGGUAUCUUCCUGCUCAGAGGCAAGGAUGAGAAGAACCCAGAUGUUUACGCCAUCUUCAGCACCAUCAGUAACGUGUUCCAGGGCUUUGCAGUGUGCGUGUAUCGUAUGGCAGACAUCCGGGAAGCCUUCAACGGGCCGUUUGCGCACAAGGAGGGACCUGACUACCAGUGGGGGGCMUACGAGGGCAGAGUACCCUAUCCAAGACCUGGGGUGUGCCCCAGUAAAAUAACCAACCAGCCUGGCAGACAGUUUGGCAGUACCAAGGACUUCCCAGACACAGUGCUCCAGUUUGCCCGGGGGCACCCCUUGAUGUGGCGCCCGGUGUACCCAGCCAUGGGGCAGCCUGUGCUGGUCAAGGCCAACGUGCCCUACCGCCUCAAACAAAUCGUGGUGGACCGUGUGGAGGCGGAGGAUGGACAGUAUGACGUCAUGUUCAUAGGCACAGACAUAGGCACGGUGCUGAAGGUUAUCGCCCUGCGCAGCGGCAACUCUCUGGACACAGAGGAGGUCACUCUGGAGGAGCUGCAGGUCUUUAAGGUGCCAACUCCCAUUACCUCUUUGGACAUCUCAGUAAAAAGGCAAGCACUGUUCGUGGGUUCUCCAUUGGGUGUGGCUCAGCUGAGGCUCCACAGGUGUGAGACGUAUGGUAAGGCCUGUGCGGAAUGCUGCCUGGCCAGAGAUCCCUACUGCGCCUGGGACGGCACCUCCUGCACCCGCUACACCUCGCUCAGCAAACGUCGUUAUCGCCGCCAGGACAUCAGGCACGGCAACCCGGCCCUGCAGUGUAUGGAACAGAACCUCAGUGUGGAGGGGCUGGAUGUGACAGAGGAAAGGGUUGUGUACGGGGCAGAGAACAACAGCACCUUCCUGGAGUGUGUCCCCCGCUCCCCUCAGGCCACCGUCACAUGGCUGCUCCAACGAGACGACCGCAAGGAGGAGGUGAAGCUGGAUGAGCGGGUGAUGCGUACGGAGCAGGGCCUGCUGUUCCGCCGUGUGCUCCGUCAGGACGAGGGUGUGUACGUGUGUCGCUCACGCGAGCACGGCUUCACCCAGACCCUCACCCGCCUCUCUCUGGAGGUCCUGCAAGGGGACACACUGAGCGAGCUGCUGGCCCGUGACGACGCCCCCCUCGACGGUCCCCAGGGGGCGAAGGGCUACCGGGCCUGGCCUCCCUGCCACUCUCACAGGAGCACCGGCCCCCUCAGCCAACCGCGCUCCUGGUUCAAGGACAUCAUGCAGCUGAUUGGCCCGUCCAACCUGCCGCACGUGGAGGAGUACUGCGAGAGGUUGUGGUGCAARGACAAGCUGCGGCGCAAACACAAGAGCAUGCUGGACAAGUACCGGCAGGCGCAGGACAGCGCACGCAAGGCCCGCAACAAGGGCUCCGGGGAACGCAACCGGACGCCGCGGGACGUCAGCAGCCGACAGCCGUAGAGAGGAGGGAGGAACGGAGAGGGGGAGGAAAUAGAGGACUGAGAGAAGGACCGCAUGACACGAUUAAUGAGAGACUGAGAGAGYAAAGGAAGAGGUGGUAGUUGCAUGUAUUGCAGGAAGAGAGACACUGCCAACAGACUGUAGUGUUAAGGGUUGAGACUGAUGUGGACGGGGGGGAGGAGGGAGAGAGAGAGAGACAGGGACUCAUGGCACUCAUCAACUCUCAUUGACUUCAUGAAGAAACCCGCAACUGUUUUCACCAAGGGACCCCUCCUCCUCUCCAUUGCAACGUCAGUGACUCUGUAUAUGACUAUGGAUUGACUGUACCGUGCUGUAAAUACUGUGUGGGGUUGGACUGCUACAACUGAUGACCUUAGACCCCUUAUGGCGCCCAUCUCUCUUUGUUCCAUGAGCCCAUUCCACAUGAUGUACCCCUUAAAACAUAAUCUCCAGUCUGUUUGCCUUACCCUGCACCUCAUCAUACUUCUUCUUGAAGAAAUGGGGCUUAAUAGAAUUUUUUAAAAAGGGUUCCGUGGCUCACUUCAUGCACAGUAUUGCCUUCAAAGAGGUUCUAGAACACUGAAGCGCCGUUGUGUUUAGCAGUGUAAUCCCAUCACCCCGAACGUCAUUCACAACCGUAACAGUACAUUCUCAAGCAUGCAGCGUUGYGUGGACACAUACGUGCACUCACACAUCGUCCAUCACACACUCAGCCAUAACAACGCGCCGGAGCAUUGCUUCAACUGAACGUUUUCGUGAGACGAUUGUUGACGGUUCAACAGAGAAAAGGCCUGUUUUGUUUUAUCAGCUAGACUCCAGUUCCCACCAUUCCUAGUUGUGUCGUUCCUGACAAUAGAAGAAUAAAAGGGUCGUUGGCACUGGCUGAAUGUUCCCCUGGUGCUUUGUAAACACUGGUUCAUUAUUUAAAUACAGGAUUAGCCAUGAUCUUUCUCGCUCUGUUGUUAAAAGACAAUGUUUUCACUGACAGACAUCGCUGAAAGCUCUCCUUUCAAGGGCACUGGUUGUAGGGAAAGGGGGGGGGGGGGUCAGAGGAGUGAAGGGACAAGGAGGAUGGGACAGGGGUGAGGGUAGGAAAUUGGGCUGGGUUCUAAAUAAAGAAUAGGGGGCAGUGAAUGGGGUCGUAGACAGUAUGGGUGUUUUUUUUACAAUGGAUGGUGGAGGGAUAUUAAAUGAGUUGGGUUAAUGUGGGUGGGUGGGGUUCAGGGGACAGCUAUGCGAUCCUCCUUGGUUGGCUUGCGAAGGCAGCCAGGAGAAGUGUGGAGUUUAACAACUCCCACUUGCUCCCAUGCCUUGGUUGCUUUCACUGGCAUACAAACGUGCCUGUAGAGGAGGAAGAGGUGGAGGAAGAGAAAGAAAAGAAGAGAAGGAAAGGGUGGUGGAGGAAUACGGGCACUGGCGAAAAAAGGAGAGCUUGAAGUGCCAGUAUACACAACACCCAGUUCUGUAAAAAUCCGGAAUCCGUUUGUGUGAAGUAACUAUUUGGGAAUGUGGCACGUUGUUUCCUGCCUAUGAGAGUGACUUCAGAAUAUGUAACACAAGCGUCGCUCAAUCUUUCCGUUUAUUUUCCUAGUUUGAGAAAAGUGAGCCCUGUUGCUUUCUCUCCAAAUAUUGCGUCUGAUCGUAUCUUCUAAACCAACCAGAAUGUGACGGAGCAGAGAGCGUUGUUAAAUAGCCCAAGUCCCCUAGGCCUUUUUUGUCAAUUAUUUCUAAAUCCUAACGUUUUAGUUCAUGAUUGGUGUGUCAAUGAGUUAACAUGAGAUAAAGCAUUAUAUCUCGAGCAGUCGUCCCAUCUAAUCAUGUUUCGACUGUUGAUGACUUGAGUAGAUUAGGGCUGCCGUGAGCGGUUCGCUAUGCAGAGGCCUACCAGGUCUUAUUCUGAUUGGUUAUUUAAAAAAGCCAUUAAUAUAGCCUUGGAUAAAAGAGAAAAUGCUCCACACAACCCAAAAGCUUAUGGUUCACAGCUAUGGGAAAAAACAGUAUUCAAGGGGUAUCAACACAAAGAGUACAGUGAAUAUGAAUAAAACAAUGAAAAAGCUUUUGCUGCCAAAAUGUCAUUUGUUUUUGCCUGUUUUUAGAUUUUUGUGGCGCUCCAUCCUGCAGCUACUAUCAGCAGUAGUUUGAAGAAAAAAAUUGUGUUUCUGACAUACUUUGUGUUCAAAGUGUCAAUGUUGAACUGUAACAAAGUGAGAAUUCCAGUCGUUGAUAUGUGUGGUUUGUAACUCGUUGGAGGGGUCUCUUUUAUAGGGCCUAAUGUAAAUGUUUGCUGUAUUUAUGUCUUAUUUAAUGAGCUCUCCUGCAUGCGGUGUAAGUGUAUGCUAUUUAACAUAUUAAUACAGUUUUUUGUUUCUAACGUAAAA
Messenger RNA from Salvelinus sp. IW2-2015, 5225 nucleotides. Its product is annotated as semaphorin-3G. Gene Ontology annotation, biological process: negative regulation of axon extension involved in axon guidance; axon guidance; positive regulation of cell migration. The record is from RefSeq and is a predicted model, not a curated record. Gene Ontology annotation, molecular function: semaphorin receptor binding; chemorepellent activity. NCBI's taxonomy places the organism in Eukaryota, Metazoa, Chordata, Actinopteri, Salmoniformes, Salmonidae. Gene Ontology annotation, cellular component: plasma membrane.